CCGUCUGUCCACCCGUGUCACGUGACCGCGUGUUGACGGAAAUGCUUCAGGAAUGGCGAGAAACGAAGAGAAACAGCUUGGAAAAUUGAAUCGGCUGUGGCUCCAAAAAGAGAGAGAGGAGGGUCGCUUACAAGAUGUUCACGUGUCAAGGCCAAAGCUUGCGACGUUAAACUCGGUGGCAGCAGUGAAAAAGUGGAUGCCGAGCAUCAAGAAGGAGAUAGAGUACUAUCUACAGCAGUCGCAGUUAUCUCACUACCCAGAGAGGAAGAUAGAUGAGUUCCGUCGACAUAUUGAGGAACUAGAGGUCGAAUACAAACGCUACCUAAAGAAACUACGCUCCCUGGACCCUACCUGCAAACACAAGCCUUGGGAACCUCGAGCAUAUGCCAAAAGGAGGCAGGAUCCAGACAGCAAUCAAAACACCUCUAAAAAACUGCGCCUCCACAGCCCAAGCGGCCCCAGCAGCCCCAGCAGAGAACAAGAGGAUGUUAAUGAGAACACCAACCGAGAGGAAGCAGGAAACCACACAUCUCACACUAAUAUUCGAGAGCUACCCACCCCAUUAGCUCGUGCUACCACCCAAGCUUUCGACCCUCCAAACCAGGACCUCCCUCUAUGCUUCGAUCAGUCCCGACUCGCUGUGGCGGUGGCCAGUUCACGUGUGGCUCUUGCCGGCCAGCAGCAGGACACCGGUACACUGACACGAGUGCUGCUCACUGGCCUGCCCAACCUCCACAGCCUUCCGCUAGCACAGACCACAGCAAAAGAAUCAACACGUAAGCAAUCCAGUGCUGAAACAGGCCAGAAUAAAACUGAACAUUUAUUGGGACUCGGCUGCUAUUCGUCAUCCUCAGAUGAGGAGAUAUAACGCAAGUGAAAUUCAGUUUGUUAAAUGAUAAAAUAUCAUUAUGAUUAGGUGAUUAUUUUGUGUUUUCUGUGAAAUACACGUUUAUGCACAUUUAAAGGGAUAGUUCACCCAAAAAUUAAAAUCGUCAUUUACUUACGACAGCGUUUUAGUGGCAAGAAAAAAAAGCUAAAAAAAUAAAUAAAUAAAAAAAAAGGCGAAAUAUUCUGAGCAUAAAGUCAAAAUUCUAAAAAUAAAAUCAAAAUGUUUCGAGAAUACAGUAAAAAUUAUUAAAAUAAAGUAGAAGUGUUUCGAGAAUAGUGUCAAAAUACUUUGAGAAUUAAAUCAAAAUUACGAGAAUUAAUUUGAAGCAAUUACGAGAUUAAAGUUAAAAUAUUCUGUUGCACAUAAAUAGUAAAUAUUAUUUUUGGUCAUUUACUGUAUUAUACCGUGAAUAAAACAUCUUGUGAACAGUCACUUACACACCUUAAGAAGAGACAACAAUAUAACUUAUAUUAAUGAGCUGGAGUCCACUUAAAUCUUUAGAAUGUUUCAUUGUUGUUUUUAAUUAAAUACAUGUGAGGAAUGAAAGAUUGGAUGCCACAGACGUUUUUGUGGAGUAGGUGGUGGAAUCUUCACAAAGAAAACAGUUUCAUUACUGAUUCACAUGAAUACAGCGAUGUGUCGUACCACAUUAAACGUGAAAAACACAUUAUUGUAAGACACAUUGUAUUUUGCUAUAAAACUGACAGAUUUUGAAAGCUGAGACUUUGUUUUAUUUUAAAAGUACCAAAAGCACAAAGCUUAUUGCUGUUACUGGGUGGCUGGUGCACUAAAAAUAGGCCUAAUGAAUGCAGGCGAAGUCAUGAAAUAUUAAGCAUACUGUCCCUGCCAAUAUAACAUAUGGUAUGAUUUCUGUUAAUAACGCCACAUGUAUUAUGGCGUUAUAUAAAUAAAAAUAAAUUCUGGUGGCCUCUCAACUUCACCCGGUGCUCCCAGUCUGGGCCAUUUGUAUGCACAGGCUAUACUCUCAAAAUAUUACAACUUUAAUUGCUGUGAUUUAAUUCUUGUAAUUUUGAAUUUAUUCUCAAAUCAUUUCAACUUUAUUCUCGAAACAAUUUGACUUUAUUUUCAUAAUUUCGACUUUAUUCUUGAAACAUUUUGACUUCAUCCUCAUAAUUUUGACUUUAUUCUCAUAAUUUCGACUUUAUUCUCGAAACAUUUCAACUUUAUUCUCAGAAUUUCGCCUUUAUUCUCGAAACAUUUCGACUUUAAUCUCAAAACAUUCUUACUUUAUUCUCAUAAUUUUGACUUCAUUCUCGAAACAUUUAGACUUUAUUCUCAAAAUAUUCUGACUUUAUUCUGAAAACAUUCUGAUUUUAUUCUCAUAACUUUGAUUUUAUUCUUGAAACAUUUAGACUUUAUUCUCAUAAUUUCGACUUUAAUUCUUGAAACAUUUCAACUUUAUGCUCAUAAUUUUGACUAUUCUCGAAACAUUUCAACUUUAUUCUUGAAACAUUUCGGCUUUAUUCUCAAAACAUUUUGACUAUUCUCGAAACAUUUCGACUUUAUUCUCAUAAUUUUGACUUUUUCUUGAAACAUUUCAACUUAAAAGUCUAAAUGUUUUAAGAAUAAAGUUGAAAUGUUUCGAGAAUAUUCUCGUAAUUUCAACAUUAUUUUCAAAACAUUACAACUUUAAUCUCAUAAUUUUAGAUUAAAAAAAAUGUAGGCACUAAAACGCUGUCGUAUUUAUUCACCCUCAUGUCGUUCCAAACCCAUAAGACUUGGGAUAAUCUUUGAAAACACCAAUGAGGAUAUUUUUAUUAAAUCUGAAAGAUUUCUGUCUCUCCUUUGAAAGUCCAGGUAACUAAAGCCGGAAUCAACCGGCUUAAUUUAAGUAGUUUUACUGAUGAACAGAUUUAAUUUGCACACACAAGAACCACUGAGGUUUGUUUUAGCAUGUGACACACAAAAGUCUGUUUAUUAUAUGGGAUUUGCAAUAUGUAGGUGCUGUAUAUGCAAAUAAAAGACUAAAUUAACUUCAGACAACCUUGAUUAAACUGCUCAAUUGAUACGGAUUAAUUUUUUUCGACGCCUUUAUAACCUUUGAAGGGAACCCUUUAAAGGGUAUUAAGACUUGUAUGGGUUAAUAUAAUGUAAAUGAUGUCUCGUACAAAAAUAUAUAGCCUAAAUUAGCCAUCAUACUUUUCUGACUGUAUUUACAUUUGCUUGAGCAACUUACAAAUCUAGAAGUCAAAUGCAUUGAAUGAUACAUUGUUUAUAUUUAUUACGUGAAUAUGUUUAUGAACGAUAGUAUUACUGUACUGUGAUAAAAGUGGAUCACAAUGCUAAAAAAGCAUUUUUAGUAACAACAUUUGAAUUUGAAAUCAAAGUAAUGGAUGUUGUGUUUGUGUUAAAUGGCUUCAGAUUAACAGCGGGCUGCAAACGCGUCCUGUGUAAAAGUACAAUGAGCCCGUGCUGCUUCUGCACCGCAUAUGUAAAGUGCAUGGACUGCAUACGCACUGCAAACAGAGUAUGUGUGAAACAGGCGUUGGUCGCAGUAUCAAAUACAAGCCAGUCUCUCUUUGAUUCAUUGUUAGUAGAACACACACUCUCGCUAACGCCGAGAACCGCCAUGACCUUUAUGACUUUCUGGGGUUAUGCCAUUGAGGUGGCAUAACCCCAGGUAUGUGUCGCCACAUUCUCGGAAGAAUAAAGAAGGGAAAAGAUAAUCUUCUGAAAUGAAGCAGCAAUAUCUUCUGAGGUAAAACUUAUUAAGACCAAGUCUAGGGACAAGCUAGCCAUCACACUGCUCUGACCUUAUCAGCCCAUAUGUAUCCUAUUAUUUAAUUUGCUCUUGUCGCUUAUGACAAACAGUUAAUCUUGAUGAUCUUGUCUUCUGAAAAGUUUAUUUUAUUGGCAUACGUCAGAAACAGCAGAUCUCCUUAAAAACUGGCUGUUGUUCUUACUACAUUGCAUUGUUAUAAUUCGUAAAAGUUUUACCCUUCAACAGGCGAAUGACACUGUUACAUAUACUCGCCAACGCCACAUUUGGCACGUGGUGAGUGUUAAUUUCAGGCCCUGGAUGUAGGUCUUCACUGCUUUUACUAGCAAUAAGAAGAGGAGAAAUGAAUGGGAAGAUGCCUGUGGAUGAAUAAAACUUUUCUAAAGACCUUCGUCUUUGUUCUGCAUCUUUUGCUAUACUUUAGCCCUGAUCCCUUUGCGGUUUUUAGCAGACCACAGCUACUGAAAGAGCUUACAAAUGGCAGAGACAAGAAA
This is a messenger RNA of Labeo rohita (rohu), 4123 nucleotides long. RefSeq lists its product as uncharacterized. Gene Ontology annotation, biological process: generation of catalytic spliceosome for second transesterification step. Lineage: Eukaryota; Metazoa; Chordata; Actinopteri; Cypriniformes; Cyprinidae. The transcript is spliced from 5 exons. The coding region runs from base 53 to 868 and encodes 271 amino acids. The record is from RefSeq and is a predicted model, not a curated record.